Messenger RNA from Rotaria sordida, 1446 nucleotides. The record is from the annotation of a GenBank genome assembly. NCBI's taxonomy places the organism in Eukaryota, Metazoa, Rotifera, Eurotatoria, Philodinida, Philodinidae.
AUGUACCCAUAUUCCAAGAAAGUACUAAAAGGAAACAAAUGUCAAGAUUCUAAAUCUCAACCAUGGAUAGAAACUAUUACAAGUAGUAUACUCACAACAACAACAUCCAUAUCAACAACAAAAACACUCACAACACCAACAUCCAUAUCAACAACAAAAACAUUCACAACAAGAAAAACGAGGAUAAAGACAAAAAUAAGAACAACAUCCACAACAAGAAAAAUAAAGAUAAAGACAAAAACAAGAACAACAUCCAUAUCAACAACAACAACAACAACAACAUCCAUAUCAACAACAACAACAACAUCCGCAGCAAGAAAAACAAAGAUAAAGACAAAAAUAAGGACAACAUCCAUAUCAAAAGCAACAACAUCCACAACAAGAAAAACAAAGAUAAGAACAAAAAUAAGGACAACAUUCAGAUCAACAACAACGACCGCAACACCGACAUCGACAAGUACAAGAACAACAACAACAUCAUCGAGACCAUCUAUGACCAUGCAAGCAACAUUAAUACCUAAGGCAACAUCAUACACAACAGAAAUAUCAGCAUCAAUAAUAUCUACACCAUUUAUAAUGGCAACAAUGACUAUAGCCUCGUCAUCUAUUUCCACGACAAGUUAUCCAACAUCAACAUCACAAUCACAAAUGUCUAUAACAACAUCUGAACUUACAAUGAUUACAACUCCAUUUUUUCAAACUACAUCAUUUGUAUCAUCAACAACAACAACUGUAACAUUAUUCGAAACUACUAGUAUCACAACAGAAAAAUCAUUUACAACAUUCAACAUAUCAUCUGUAAUUACACCCGAAUCAUUCAUAUCUAUAUUCAAAAUUCCCAUGACUCAGUCAAUUCUAUCAAAAACUGAUACAACUACAUCUUACAAUAAAAUACCAACAACAAUAUUACAAACACCUACGAAAAAUAUUCAACAAACAUUCUAUAGUGUAACAAUUGCUCCCUCACUUCUGAUGACAGUCACCGAACUGAUGAGAAUUAAGGAGAAGACAUUUUCAAAAACGCAUGUAGAAACAAUACUAUUCACGAUGAUGUCAAAUUCAACACUUUCACUAGUUACAACUCAAAAAUCGUUAGCUUCUUCGUUUACAUCAAGUAAAAGAUCAGAAGAAUCUCAUAAUAUUCUUCUAUAUAUUUUAUACAGUUUACUAUUUGUGAUCAUAUCUAUUGCAAUCAUUUCUUUUAUUGAUUGUUAUCAUUAUUAUCGUCGCAAACAACAACAGUUAUUUAAUGAAUAUUCAAUUACUAUUUUAAGUGCACCAACAUCUACAAAUACAUAUAGCAGUACUAAUAAUGAUAGAAUCCAAUCGAAAAAUUUAUCAAAUACAUCGAACACAUUUUUAUCAUUAUUAUUAAUGCAAUCUAAUGAAACUCAAUCAUUGAAAAAGGUGAACAAAGGUGUUGAACAUAUAGUUAAUGAUAAUUGA